This is a messenger RNA of Paracoccidioides brasiliensis Pb18, 1023 nucleotides long. RefSeq names its product lysophosphatidic acid acyltransferase LOA1. The transcript has 3 exons. The record is from RefSeq and is a predicted model, not a curated record. Bases 1 to 1023 code for a protein of 340 amino acids.
AUGGAGAAAUUCUCUCAGUUCCGAGAUAGAGGCUCGGGUAUCGCCCCUUUUCUGCCCAUCCCCUCUCAUCCGUCAGGCUUCUACCUUCCUCUCCACAUCUUCCUCUUCUGCGUGAGGCUUCCCCUGCUCGCCACUGCGCUUCUCGCUUAUUUCUGCGUUCUACAAUGGCUGCCCAUAGGAUCCCUUGGUAAAAAGGCAUCUCUCUGGGUAAUACUAGGAAUUCCGGGCAUAUGGUGGAUUGAUCUGCAGAUCGAUGGCGUUAAGAAAGGCUCGUUGGCCAUGCAUCACUCUACCCACCUUCCAGGUCCCGGAUCCGUCAUUGCUGCAUCUCUUACCUCCCCCAUCGAUGCUCUCUACCUUGCCGCUAUAUUCGAUCCCAUAUUUACAGUUUCCUAUCCGUUCACGCGCAAGGUGCAGCAGAUCUCCCUAGGGCAGGCCAUCCUUCGGGCAUUCACUGGUCCAGAAGUAAACCCACCCGCAGAUGCGCGCCUAGUCGAUCUAGCCACCCUAGCAAAACGGAAUUCCAAAAGCCCCAUCGUCGUGUUUCCGGAAUGCACGACAACAAACGGCAAAGGCAUCCUUCAAAUGAGUCCGUCUCUCGUCACCGUGUCUACAGUAACUAGGAUCUUCCCAGUCAGUCUACGAUACUCACCGGCGGACAUCACCACCCCGAUACCAAAAUCAUACAGGACCUUCCUAUGGAAUCUUUUAAGCAAACCCACGCACUGCAUCCGCGUGAGAAUAGCGGAGAGUGUUCUGCUUCUGGUGAGCUCCAAUCGUGAAUCCCGUCCAGCAACGGUGGAUCCACAACCAUCGUAUGAUUAUAACUACUUUGACACAUUGGACGCCAAGACGACCCAUUCCGUUGUGGAUCUGGAUGCGUCGUUGACAAGCGGGGAGAAGACGCUUUUAAACCAAGUUGGUGAGUCCCUGGCACGGCUGGGACGAGUAAAACGGGUUGGAUUGGGGGCGAAGGACAAAGAGCAGUUUGUCAAGUUAUGGACCACAGUUAAGCGGAAAUAG